AUGGACGCCUCAUCCCUCACCUCCCGCCUCCUCACCGAGCUCCUCCCCCCGGACAUGGCCGCCUCCCUCCGACGCCACGUCCUGCACCCCAGCUCGCCCUUCCAAACCAUCACGCGCUUCACCACCACGCGCCUCCACUCCCUCGCCGCCUCCCUGCGCCCGCACCUCGAGCCCCUCGCCGACCGCGCGGCCGCCGCCCUCGCCGAGAACCAGGGCCUCGCGGGCCUCGUCGCCGCCCUCGCCGCCGUCACGGCCGUCGUCGUCGUCAUGAACUGGCUGCGCCGCCUCGUCCUGUGGUGGACCCGCGUCGUCAUGCGCCUCACCUUCUGGGCGCUCGUCGCCCUGCUGCUCUCCUGGGUCUGGAGCAGGGGCGUCCUGGAGAGCGUCCGCGACGCCGUCGUCCUGGGCGGGAAGGUCGUGGGCUACCUCGCCGUCGUGAGGGACGUGUGGGUCGCAGAGUAUAACCGCUACGAGGGGCAGCAGAACACGGGGUACCGCGCGGCGGGCGGGCGCGGGAGGAGUUCGGGGAGGUAG
Messenger RNA from Purpureocillium lilacinum, 534 nucleotides. RefSeq lists its product as uncharacterized. NCBI's taxonomy places the organism in Eukaryota, Fungi, Ascomycota, Sordariomycetes, Hypocreales, Ophiocordycipitaceae. The record is from RefSeq and is a predicted model, not a curated record.